This is a messenger RNA of Paramecium sonneborni, 1351 nucleotides long. The record is from the annotation of a GenBank genome assembly. NCBI's taxonomy places the organism in Eukaryota, Ciliophora, Oligohymenophorea, Peniculida, Parameciidae.
AUGAGAAAUAAAACACCAACUAAAGACUACAUUACAGAUAAAAUUUUAAGUAGAAUUCAAUCAAGCAAUAUCUAAAUUUAUGAUUAAGAUUAAGGAAAAAUGAUUUUUGAAACAAAAAAAAAGAAAUUGUGUUGUGAAUCAUGUUUACAAUAAGAUGUCAAAUUUCUACCUAAUAGGAUAAACAAAAAAAUAACAAACCCUUAAGUGAUAGAAAUGUUCAGGAACUUUAUUAAAAUGGAGUGAAACAUUAUAAACUUGGAUAUUUUAAUUUAGAUCCUAUAUCUAUAUAAUAUGAUGGGAAAUAUGAAAGAUUGCGUUUAGAUCAUUUUGAAGUUGUUGAAAAGUUGCUUUUUCACUUGAAAUUAAAAGAAAAAUUCUAAAGUAAUAUCAAGAAUGUUUUAUUUAAGAUAGAAUAAAAUAUACGAGAUAAUCACAAUUUGUUAAAUAUCCUUUUACAAUAGGAAACUCCUUUUCGAGAUUAAAUUGAGAAGAUUUAGAAACACAAUUAGGCUGUUAUUGCAUUAUGUGUUUCAUAAGAAUCAGAUACAUAUUUUGAUGAUGAAAUUUAACAAUCUUAAGUUAAUUAUUAAAUUGCUAUAAAUGAAUAAGAAAGAACUAUAUUUAGAUUGAAAACUUAAGUUCAACAUCAAAAUGUUUUGAUUCAUAAAAUUCAAUAAAGUAUUAAUGAACCUAUGCUUGGGAUGGCUGGUUUAUUAAAUUAAGUUGGUUAAUUUAAAUAGAAGAUAGAAGAAUUAAAUAAGUAGAUUGUGCAUUCUAUUUUAGAUAAAAUAAAGAAUCUAUUAUAGAAAUAUCCUACAUUAUUUAGAGAUAUAACAGCCAAUAAUAUAAUUAAUAUAAAAGAAUUUUAAUAUGAUUUGGAAUAGUUAUAUUUAUUGUAUAGUUAGGGUAAAUAAUACGAGAAGAAUAUGAGUGCACUUUAAAAUUAAUAUGAUAGUCUUUUUAAGGAACUUUAAGAUGAAAAAAUAAAUUAAUCUAAAAUAAAAUAAGAAGCAUUUAAUAAAGAUCCGAAACUAAAGAGAAUAAUAGAGGAUCUUUCUAGAUUGAUAUUAUCGAAAGAUUCAAAUGAAUUAAGAGAGUUAAUAAAAGAGUUGUAUUUAAAGAAUCAUUAAGAUAUUAUAUAAGAUUAAGAGAGAUAAAUACAAGCAUUAAAAGAUUAAGUCAAUUAAAUAGUAUAAUAUUAUAAAUUAUAGAGGGUGUUGAAUAUGAGAAUUUCAGAACUUCAGUGAGACAUUCAGAUAAUAAAGCUCCUUAUUUUGAAGAGGAUUAAUAUACUUAAUCUUUAUUUACUUAAGCUUAGGCUAUAGAAUAAUGUUUAUUGAAAAUGAAAUGA